This is a messenger RNA of Cutaneotrichosporon oleaginosum, 1632 nucleotides long. RefSeq lists its product as uncharacterized. Gene Ontology annotation, cellular component: mitochondrion. NCBI's taxonomy places the organism in Eukaryota, Fungi, Basidiomycota, Tremellomycetes, Trichosporonales, Trichosporonaceae. Gene Ontology annotation, molecular function: proline dehydrogenase activity; FAD binding. The record is from RefSeq and is a predicted model, not a curated record.
AUGCCGGUGGUGUUCGCCACGGGUGCCGCACUCACCACCUACGGCCGCACCACCGAGGAGGAACCCACCACCACCCGCUCCAACAUCGCCAGCGUCCCCACGGCCGAUCUCAUUCGUGCCUACCUCGUCUACACCGUUUGCGGGAUGCCGGCUGUGGUCGACGCCGCGCCUGCCCUUCUCGACGCGUUCUCCAAGUCGCGUAUCCCAGGGGUCGCCGCCGUCACGAACGCUGUGAUCCGCCGCACGUUCUUCUCCCAGUUCGUUGCCGGGGAAGAUCUCCCCGAGACCAUGGAGACAAUUGCACUCAUGAACACGCGCGGUAUCGGCGCUCUCUUGAACUAUGGCGCCGAGGCCGAGCUUGGUGACGGUCUUGCGGACGCCAAGCACGCUCUCCACGAACACAACUAUCGUCAGGACAUGAUGGCCAUUGAGGCCCUUGGCGAGUACGAGCGCCGCUUGGCUGAGGCUGGUGGCAAGACCGGCUCUUCGCAGUUUGCCGUAAAGAUUUCCGGUCUCAUCGACCCCGCCGUCCUGGAGCGUGCCUCGACUACGCUUUGCCGCCUUCGUCCUGUGGCCAACGACCAACCCCAAUCGGCAAGCAUCACCGAGAUCCCCUUCCCUGGUGUUCCCCAGCGUAGCGAUGCGGCGAUUGUUGCACCGCCCGCUAUGGCCAACGCCGUCGUUCCGACGAUCGGAUCUUUCGAACCUCAGGGCAUUCUCGCCACCGACCUGAACGUAACCGACGCGGACAUGGACGAGCUCAAUGCGCUCUGGCGCAAGAUGCGCGCGAUGAGCGCUCUCUCGCGUGACAAGAACGUCAAGCUCCUCAUCGACGCCGAGCACGCCGAGACGCAGCCGGCUAUGGAUGCUCUCACGCUGCUCCUGGCCCAGGAGUUCAACCGUCCGCAGCCGGGCAAGCCGUUCGCUGGCCCCAUCGUCUUCGGCACGUUCCAGAGCUACCUCGCGCGCGCCCCGUACCUCCUCGACAUGAUGAUCGCGGACGCUGAGGCGAACGGGUACGCUUUGGGCGUCAAGCUUGUGCGCGGCGCGUACAAUGUCGCCGACUCGGCGCGCUGGAUCAAGGAGGGCCGCAGCGGCACCAACCCCAUCUGGCCAAACAAGCCCGCGACGGACCGGGCGUACAACACGUCCGUGUCCAAGGUUGUCGAAACGAUGGCGCGCCAGCUGGAUGGGCCGAACCCCGAGCUUGCGCUGUCGGCGGUGUACGCGACGCACAACCCCGAGUCUGUCGAGCACGUUCUGAACGAGCUCGAGCGUACUGGGUUGGUGAAGCGCCAGGUGCCGAAGGGGGCCGAGGGGCACAUGACGGGCGCUGUCGCGCCCCUCGUCUUGCGCGACGAUGUGCGCGGCAAGGUGUUCGUAGCGCAGCUGUACGGCAUGCGCGACGACCUGACCGACAAGGUCGCCGAGACGCUCGACUCGGACGGCCUCCCCGUGGCUCUCAAGUACAUCGCGUACGGCAAGCUUGAGGAGGUACUGCCGUACCUUGCGCGUCGCGCCAUCGAGAACAAGAGCGUCAUGGCCGGCGAGGGCGGUGCCGCCAUGGAGCGCAAGCGCGUCAUGGACGAGCUCUGGCGCCGCUGGUCGGGUGCACCUGUCACCAAGGCAUAG